CACGUAGAGGGCAGCAGGAGGGUAAAUACUAAGGAGCUAUUAUUCCACCAAAUGAUAGCAGCUAAUCUCUGAUAAUAGUCAGGCAUUUUCUCAUGCAUUUAUUUUGCAAAAUCCAUAUUUUAUCCAUAGUUAUUUUCCACAACAUGUGUGGAAAGCAACAUUUUUCCCAGACUCUGGGUGCGCAACACCCCACUUCCCAGACAUGAUGUCGAGAAAUAGUAUUCGAUACUCAUUUGCGGGAAAAGUGUUUUUAGAUUCGUUGAAUUAUAAACAACCGGCCACAACCCCAAAAACCCUUUCCCACAAUCGUCCCAAAAUGUACUAUUGAUUUAUUAGCAGAACAAAAGAGCAGUAUGUCAUGUAACUGGAACAAUAAUAUGAAACUGAAGUCUUGUAACAACUGGGCUGAAGCGUUCCCCCAUUAUUUGAAUAUGUCAAGUGAAAUGUAUAUAAUAAAAUACUUGAUGCGUGAAAUAUUUCGCUCGGAAAUGUCUAUAAGUUAAACAAGUGGAAUUAUUUACGUCUUUUUUAUCAUCUGCAAGAUCUACACGUAUCGCAGCGCAACACCAUAGAUUGAGUUUAUUCAUUCUAUUGUUAAUACAAUGCCAAUUCACCAAAGGGCACAACAAAAGCAUGUUGGUACAACGAAAAAAAUAGCAAACGUGAAUUUAAACAGCUCCAACGAUUUCGUCCAGGAGGAAAAAUUGAAAUGUUCCAGGAUUCUGUACUGAUAAUCAUGUACAUAUAAUUACUCCAAUGGUCAAUGAGCAUUGACCCUCCACAGCUACCUGUAUUGGUCUCGCAACGCCCAGGUGAUCUAGGAAGUGCAACAUAUCCAUAAAUUGCCACAGAGGUUCGCGAUGCCAAAGCCUCAGUGACAAAAUUAAGGAAUAAAAUGUCUCCAUUGAGGACUCACAACUGAAGAUAGGACAACCGCGUACGAUGGCCACAAGGAUGGUUGUUAAGCGAAGCACCGGGCAUGCAUUAACAGUACUCGCCGGAUGGUUUUACUCCGCUUCUUUGCCUCUAUUCCCUCCACCAGAUACUCCAGAGGCCCAAAGGGGCUCUUCCCAUUCGACUCGUCUUCAGAGUGUUUGUCGUUAACCAUCAGUCCAUCGCGAACCUUCCUCAAAAUUGCAUCAGUAGUCUGGAGCAAUUGAUCAACAGGUCAAUUAACAAAACGUGUGUGUACUGAUUUCGUUGGAUCUUCUUCUUGUACAUAACUCAGGAAUAUGUGGCAAUUACUCGUCGCUUCAUUCUGCACGGUAUUAGGGACACUAGCGCAGGACUACGAAGUAUCAAACAUUCAAUGCAGCGCAUCGACCGCAACCGCGGAUCUUCUGACAGCGAAAAUAAAACGCCCGAUUGGAUUCAAGGGUUCACCUCUAUUUGCGGAUGACAGAGCGGCAGAUCCAUUGACCGAUAUUCAUUGUCAAAUACGACCCGAGCCGUCAGAUCCUCAAGAGGACCACUACUUCCUGAAAGUGACGGAUUUCGCGCGCUGUGGAAUCCUCAAAAGAAAUGGCUUCAUUCACCUGAGAAUAUGGUUUCCAGCGUUUCCAGGAGUUGUGAUGCUGGCUGAUCAGGAGUUGAUACUGAUGUGCCGACCUCCAGAGCCCACUUUGCUGAGGCACAAAGCUGCUGGAUUUGCUGGAACUUUGUUUAAUCAUUAUUACAGUCCCCACGGCGCUCGUGUCUCAGGAGUAGUCGAAGAAACCCCAGGUAGACUCGAGUACGAAGUUGCGUUGUACAGAGAGGCAACCGGAAAUAGUUCAGAGAAUGCCCUAGGAUCGGAGGCUGUGGACCAGGCUGUUCCCAUUGGCACGAAGUUGCAAUUACGCGCGAGAAUAAGUCCCGAGAGUGCUUGGGGGUACAUUAAACUACUCGAAGUCACUGUUAGCCCUGAUCCUGACCAGCCACAUGCACCUGGGAGUGUUGUACUCGUUAAGGAGGGCUGUAGAAAUCGAGAUUUUGCCUCGAUUAUUCCGCACCAGCCAGCCAGGUAUCGAGAAAGAAAGAAUGAAGUUUUUCUUGACUUCGAGGCUUUUUUACUGAGUUCCAUGAGGGAGAGGUCGACCCUUUGGAUUCAUUCUCAGAUCAAAGCCUGCAUGGAACCACACGACUGCCAACCGGACUUUUGUUUGGAUUUAUUCGAACCAUCUGGCCACGGAAAACGGAAAAGACGAGCUGCCGGGUUCGUCGAGGAGACCAAUGAGAAUGGAAUACCGAAAACAGAGAGUUACCUGAAGAAAUACAACGAUACCACACAAUUUACGAAAAUCAAGGAGAAUAUAGAGUACACGGUCAUGAUGCCAGGUGAUCUCUACGAUAAAGUGGCAGUUGGGUUCGAAGGUAGUUGUGGAAAUUUUCUGUAUGUAGCCACUGGCCUUGGAGUACUUCUCGUUUUCUCAGCGUUUAUCAUGUGUUAUCUGGCCUCACGUCUGCACAGUCUUGCAUCAAGUGUACCUCAAAAUAAAACCAUCGAUGAUUUGGUGAGAGACAGAGCGAGAAAAUUCUGUGAACCGACGCCUGGUUACACUGGUCGUUCAACUGUGCAAUAAUCUGGGACUCUCCGUACCUAGGUACUAUCCUGGGUAUGGGAGAGAGUGGUGAACAAUUGGAAUUUUCUGUUCUCCAUAAAUUUAUCGACUCGUAAGGAUGACUGCAGUAAAUAAAAUUUGAGGGAAAAUCUUGUGAUAUAAUCGAUUAGGAGAGUACGUCUCCAUGCGGAUGGCGUUCAAUGGGAGGUAGAAAUAUUUUUACGUCUAAGGGUAUAAUCGCAGACUCCAUUCCAUUAUCAAGGGAAAAACCAUUUUUCCACGAAGGGUUAAUCGAGGUUUUAGGAAAUUAGGCGACUAUAUUUUAUUAUGAGCAGCACUUUCUUCGCCUAUUGGAAGAAGUUCUGCUUACAGACGUAAAAAUAUCUCUCGCUCCACUCUCAACUACUCACGAGUCAACCUAGGCUUAAAUCUUAUCAUCACCGUCAUCUUAACUCAUCAUCUUAUUUCAAUAUUUCAAUGAGAGCAAUGCUAUAACGCGACCUGAUGGGGAUCAAGUGAACGAUAAAUUCGUUCAUUAAUUCAUCAUUACUAUUUUCCUUCACUCGAGAAAGUGGAGGAGAUUUUAAGACUUAGGAUGGGGCUGGUUGAAGGUCAAUAUCUCACCUUGUAAAUAUCUUAUCAUUUGUCGUAUUUAUUUUUUUGCACACCAACAGAAAAAUUUCCAACAUUCAGAGCAAUUUCGUAAGAAUUCUUCUUCAUAGAGAUAAUUGCUCGUUUUGAUAAUUUUCCUGUGGUGUGCAACCAGGAAAUUAUAUCGACAAUUUUCAUGGUCACGCAUUCGUGGCUUGGGGCUAUUAAAGUACUCCGGAAUGUUCCCCGUUCGUGAGAAUUGUCGAAGGUGUAGCACAUUAAUAGUAAAUGAUACGGUACUGUAUUAAUAUUAAAUAGAAGUUUUAAUUGAUAUCUAUAACAUCAUAGGGAUAGGUCCUGACAUUUAUUUCUUCUCCUAAAUUAAGGAACGAGUGAAAAAUGACAAGCAGAACAUUCUGAAAAAAUCUACGGUACCUAAUGCACGUUAAUAGUUGAAAUAUAAAAAAUGUGUAAUUUUUCAGACAUUGAAUGUUUACAAUACUAAACGAUUUAAUUCUGUCAUUCCUUCGUUAAGAAAUAAUUGUAGGAAAUAACCCUGUCAUCCAGAAUUCACUGAACUUUCAUAGAAUUCAACCAGAAAGUUAUUACGUGCACAAUAACAACUUUUAU
Diachasmimorpha longicaudata is the source of this 3761-nucleotide messenger RNA. RefSeq lists its product as uncharacterized. The record is from RefSeq and is a predicted model, not a curated record. Bases 1233 to 2561 code for a protein of 442 amino acids. The transcript is spliced from 9 exons. Lineage: Eukaryota; Metazoa; Arthropoda; Insecta; Hymenoptera; Braconidae.